AUGGAUGAUGGACAUCUACCACUUACCGAUACAUUGGAUCCAACAAGUUAUUAUGCCGACUGGCAUCGCUUAUUAAAUGGCUAUGGUAGUCAAAGAUGUUAUCCAAUUCCUAAGAAUAUGUCACUGUGUCAAAAUAUUGGGUAUGAUGGCAUGAUAUUACCGAAUUAUCUACAACAUGAAGAUCUUAAAGAAGCUGUGGAACAAUCACAGGUAUGGAUCAGUUUAGCUCAAACUGAAUGUCAUCCAGAUUUGAGAAAGUUCUUAUGUGCUUUAUACGCUCCAGUCUGUGUUGAAGGUCAUCAAGAACACUUAAUACACCCUUGUCAAAAUUUAUGCGAGGAUGUUAGACGUAGUUGUCUACCGAAAAUGUUACAGUUCGGAUUUGGAUGGCCAGACAUUGUGAAGUGUUCAAGAUUUCCAACUAGUGCAACUAGAAUGUGUAUACCUUUAUCACAACAGAGAAGACUUCGAUGCUCUGGUUGUGUUGAAGAACCAACAUUUGAAAGUGCUAUCAGCAGUUUUUGCAUGGCUGAUGUUGUGUUACGAGCACAAAUAAUAUAUAUUAACAAAGACAAUACGAGCAACAGUAGAUCUGUUCAACUAUAUUUGGACAGACAAGCACGAACUCUUAAACUACCACGUGAACGAAUUAAUUAUGGUCACUUGAAGAUAACAGUGGACUGUGAAUGUGGUUUAUUAGAUGAAACAAUGAAUUCAUUACAAAAUAGAUUGAUAAAAUGGUUGAUAAUGGGUAAAAUAUCACCAAAUCGAGGCACUUUACAUGUUGAGUAUUUAUCACGUAUCAGUCGUUCUAAUUUGGGACUUAAGCGUGCUCUUAAAGCUAUGAGACGCCCAGCUUCACAAUUAUGCAAACUACCAAUCUCAGACAAAUUCCCAUCAACUAAUAUGAAACAUAAUCUGCCAAAUUCACUUCAACAUAUUAAAUCAACACCAACUAGACGAUCUUAUCCAAAUAAUAAAGAACGUUAUUCAACUCAAUCAAGCAAUUAUUUCUACUCAUCACCAUCUACAUUGUUGAACAAAACGCAUAUCAAUCCAACAGUUCGUACAUUUCCAACUUCUAUAUCAUCUCAUUCUAAUUCACGUGAAAAACAUGCAACACGUCGUUUAUUAGUACGUCGUAGCCAAGGUACACUGAAUAAACAUACAGAAAAUAAAUAUGUAACAAGUACUAACCAGAAUAAUAAUGAUCUUUAUCCAGUCAGAUCAGCUUUAAUUAAAUACUCCAAAGAUUCAGUGCACUUUAAACCAUUUAUGCAGAUAUCAAAACCAGAAGAAAAAUUACCACUUGAAAGUGAAAAUGAUUUAUUCUCACCACAAACAAUAUCACCAUGGUUACGAUGA
Messenger RNA from Heterobilharzia americana, 1365 nucleotides. Lineage: Eukaryota; Metazoa; Platyhelminthes; Trematoda; Strigeidida; Schistosomatidae. The record is from the annotation of a GenBank genome assembly.